AUUUUUUGUUUUUUUUUUGUUUUUCUUUUCCGAAAGGUCCAAAAUUCAAUAUUCAAUUAUUUAAAUAUAUUGCAUAAGAUCUUAGUGGAAAUGGAAGCAACAAUUUUGACGAUCCAGUCAUAUUAUGAAUAUAUCACUACUUUUAAAGGUAAGUUUUAAAGAAGAUAUUUCCCCCAAAAACUCAAUGAAUGAUAAUAAUGAUAUAAUCCAAAAUAAAUAAUUUUCACACUAAGCCUAAAUACAAGAAAUCAUCGUUACAUUUUAUUUCGCAAAUCACUUUGAAAGAAUUAAGCAAAAACCCAUAAAAUUCCUCAAAAUCGAAAGCUAAAUUUUAACUAGUGUUUUUAUUAUCACCGAAAUUGAAUGAUAAAUUUAUGAUAAUAGGAAAUCAUCUCAAAAAUCUUUCAUUUAUUAACAUUGAAAGAACCUUGAAAUCAAAUGUAAAAACGUAUAAUUCUCUGUCAAAGCUGUGCUAUGCCACAUUCCAAAUUUUGUGGCUAAUUUUAUAUUUAUCUCACUGGCCAAUCACGGAAGCCAAUGAUCAUGUGAUUGAUCCUCAUGUGACUAAUUUAGAACACGUGCAUUCUGAAAUAAGUCUCGCGAUUGGUUGGUUAGACAGUUUUAGUGGGACUAAAGGGAUUAAGCCAAUUCUGACUAAUCAUUUUCUAGUGGUGCUCAAACAAAGCUGCUCCGACCCGAAUUCAAUUGCUCGCAAUUAUUCUAUGACAAAUCUGGGACAGAUAAGUGGUCAUCCUCACCAUUACAAUUUCAAAUCGUUAUCAAUCACCAAGACACCCAAGGAGAUUGUAUCUUUAUCAACUAACAAAGGCAAGCGUAGAUCUAGGAGGCAAAGUAAACUCCAAAUCGAUGAUUUACACAGGUGGCAAAAUCUAAAAUAUGAUCCACAGGUUCAUUACGUUGUACGACAGCCUGGAUUUAUAAGAACUAAGAGAGGUUAUAAAGCUCUUGAAUUGAAAUUGCCUCAGCCCAACUCCAUCAAGGAGCCUAAUGACCCACUAUUUGGAGAUCAAUGGUAUUUGAAAAACACGGGACAAAAUGGGGGUAAAAAGUAUUUGGAUUUAAACGUAGAAGCUGCUUGGGCUAUGGGCGUGACUGGAAAAAAUGUGACUACAGCCAUUAUGGAUGAUGGGAUCGAUUACACUCAUCCAGAUCUCAGGGAAAAUUUUAACGCGAAAGCCAGUUACGACUUUAGCAGUAACGACCCUUAUCCGUAUCCAAGAUACACUGAUGAUUGGUUUAAUAGCCAUGGCACAAGAUGCGCCGGUGAGGUAUCUGCCAAAAGAGAUAAUGGAAUUUGCGGGGUCGGUAUCGCUUAUGAUUCCAAAGUUGCUGGUAUAAGAAUGUUGGAUCAACCUUAUAUGACGGAUCUGAUAGAAGCUAAUUCUAUGGGGCACGAACCUAAUUUGAUAGACAUAUACAGCGCUUCUUGGGGACCUACAGAUGAUGGCAAGACAGUAGAUGGGCCUAGAAAUUUAACCAUGAGAGCUAUAGUCAAAGGAGUUAAUGAGGGAAGAAAUGGUUUAGGCAAUAUAUACGUAUGGGCUUCAGGAGACGGUGGCAAAAAUGAUGAUUGCAAUUGUGAUGGAUACGCUGCAAGUAUGUGGACAAUUUCCAUAAACAGCGCUAUAAAUACAGGAGAGAAUGCCAGAUACGACGAAUCUUGUUCUUCUACUCUCGCUUCCACUUUCAGCAACGGGGGAAAAAAUCCUAAUUCAGGAGUGGCGACGACUGAUUUGUAUGCGAAAUGCACCAAGACUCAUUCUGGAACAUCCGCCGCAGCUCCUGAAGCAGCCGGUGUUUUUGCUUUAGCCCUAGAAGCAAACCCGUUCCUAACUUGGAGAGAUAUUCAACAUUUGACGGUCUUCACUUCGAAACGCAAUUCUUUGUACGACAGUCAAGGGGAAUUCCCCUGGACAAGAAAUGGAGUGGGACUAGAAUUCAAUCAUUUAUUUGGCUACGGCAUAUUGGACGCUGGGGCUAUGGUAGCAUUAGCUAAAACAUGGAAACCAGUUCCACUCAGAUUCCAUUGUGAGGCUGGGGUAUUCAAAGACAUUCGUCAAAUCCCAUCUCAUGGCUCUUUGACAUUACAUAUAGACACUGAUAGUUGCAGGGGCAAACAAAAUGAAGUUAAUUUCUUGGAACACGUUCAGUGCGUUAUAACUUUAAACAGUACCAGAAGAGGAGACGUCACCAUAUAUCUCAUAUCGCCCAGUGGAACUAGAUCCAUGCUUCUGAGCAGAAGACCUUUCGACGAUGAUUUUAAGGAUGGAUUCUAUAAAUGGCCUUUCAUGACGACCCACACGUGGGGAGAAAAUCCUAAAGGAAGAUGGACAAUGGAAGUCAAAUUUAAAGGUGACGAAAUUCAAUCUGGUCACUUGAAGCAAUGGACACUACUAUUGCACGGCACUAAAAGUUCCCCUUACGAACAUCAAAUAAUAUCGGACCCAAAGUCUAAAUUGGCUAUAGCCAAGAAAGCUCAUGACCUUCAACUUUAAAUAU
Molecule: messenger RNA, 2520 nt
Organism: Gordionus sp. m RMFG-2023
Lineage: Eukaryota; Metazoa; Nematomorpha; Gordioida; Chordodea; Parachordodidae
Product: neuroendocrine convertase 2-like
Exons: 15
Coding region: 375-2516 (713 amino acids)
Biological process (GO): peptide hormone processing
Cellular component (GO): neuron projection; membrane
Molecular function (GO): serine-type endopeptidase activity
Source: RefSeq, a predicted model, not a curated record